Spinacia oleracea (spinach) is the source of this 1524-nucleotide messenger RNA. RefSeq lists its product as uncharacterized. The record is from RefSeq and is a predicted model, not a curated record. The transcript is spliced from 2 exons. The coding region runs from base 64 to 897 and encodes 277 amino acids. Lineage: Eukaryota; Viridiplantae; Streptophyta; Magnoliopsida; Caryophyllales; Amaranthaceae. Gene Ontology annotation, molecular function: nucleic acid binding; zinc ion binding.
GUGAAAGUCAACUUAACUAAAGAUAUGUCUAAUGCAUCUCUGUGACAAUGUAGGGGUUGCUUGAUGCCUUCAGAACAGUCAUCCAAAAUGCUGAAACAAGGUUCUGUUGUAGGCAUAUAUGGGCCAACUUCAUACUUAAAUUCCCAGGGGAGGUUUACAAGGAGUUCUUUUGGAAGGCAGCAAGGUCAUCAACCAAGGCAUGGUUUUAGUCCUAGGGCCAAGUCAGGAAUGCUGUUGAAUAAUUGUUGUGAAAGCUUCAACAAUGUGUUGAAGGAUGCAAGGACAAAACCUAUCUUGUCUCUGAUGGAAUGGAUCAGGAGAUAUGUGAUGAUGAGAUGCUGUGCAAAGAGACAAGGCUUGCAAAACUUUGAGGGUACAAUCAUGCCUUCAGUUGUGAAAAUGAUAGAAAGGGGGCAGAAGGAAAUAUACAACAUGAGGCUGAUACAAGCAGAUUUGCAUGUUUUUGAGGUUCAACAUGGUGGAGACUGUUUUGUGGUGAAUCUGGAGAACAAAUUAUGUGGUUGCUACAGGUGGACAUUGAUGGGGAUCCCUUGUUGGCAUGCCUUGGCUUGUUUAGCCCAAAGGAGACUUGAUUAUGAAGAUUAUGUUCAUCAAGCCUAUCAUGUUGCAACUUAUGCCAGAACUUAUGCACCCAAAUUCAAUGCAAUGCCUGGACAAAAUCAAUGGGAAGUAACACCAUAUCCACAACCUCUCCCCCCAUCUUAUAAGAUUAUGCCUGGUAGGCCAUCAAAGAGGAAGAGAAGAAAGGAUCCAGGGGAAGGAAAGAAGGGGAAGGGAAGCAGUUGGGUGAAGAGACCUAAGAGGCAAAACAUGUGCAAGAGGUGUGGUGGAUUGGGCCACUACCAAAAGAGCUGUAUCAGACCCCCCCAUGGCUGAUGGUGUUGUUCAAAACAGAGGGGGAGGCCAAGAACAAGGCCACUGCCAGCACAGCCACUGCCAGCACAGCCUGCACAGCAACAUCCAUCACAGCCUGCAGCACCUAGCCCCCAACCCACAAAUGCAGUACCUAGGCCACAACCAAGGCCAAUGAAGCAGAAGCAUGUUGUAGGCAAGAAGAAGGCCACAACAGCUACCACCUCCCAAAACAAAGGAAAGAGUGCAUAUGUCCCUAAAAAGAAGAAAACAGCCUCUGUGAAUGCCAUACAAGGCUCACAACCUUCCCAAAAGAGUUGCAUCUCUCAAAACAACAUCUAAGUUUGUAAAAGUCAACUUUAGUUAUGUAGUAAAAGUCAACAUUUGCCUUAUUUUGUGUACUUUUGGUUAGUUUAAAACAAUCAACUUUUUAAGUUAUUUUGUGGUGACUUUGUAAAAUUCAACUUUGGUUACUCCAUCUAUAAUUCAAGUUCUCGGGUUUUUUUUAAGUUCUCGGUAUUUUAUUAAGUUCUCGGUUUUUUAAUUAAGUUCUCGGUUUUUUAUUAAGUCCUCGGUUUUUAUUAAGUUCUCGGUUUUUAAUUAAGUUCUCGGUUUUUUAUGUUGUCCUCGGGUUUUUAUGUUGUUCUCGGU